This is a messenger RNA of Zingiber officinale, 2737 nucleotides long. Its product is annotated as protein tesmin/TSO1-like CXC 5. Lineage: Eukaryota; Viridiplantae; Streptophyta; Magnoliopsida; Zingiberales; Zingiberaceae. The transcript is spliced from 9 exons. Gene Ontology annotation, cellular component: nucleus. Gene Ontology annotation, biological process: regulation of DNA-templated transcription. Bases 751 to 2418 code for a protein of 555 amino acids. The record is from RefSeq and is a predicted model, not a curated record.
AGAAGAACUUGUUUCCAAAGGUUUCAGAACUUUCAAUAUCAAGCAUAAACAAUCGCCCACAGAUCUUUGCACUCCUGUCGCAAAUGUGCAUAAACCGACGUGCUAACCCGCACUCCUUGCCAUUUGCCAGCGGAGGCGGUCCCGCUUUGGUCGAAUUCUGGGCAUGAAUUUAUACAAAUGGUGUCGACGAAAUUUAACUGUCAGGAUAAAAUGACGUGGCAGUUGAUCGUCUUUUUUAUGGCUAAGGUCAUCAUAUUCGGAUCCGACAGCAGCGAGCUCCACACCUCGAAUCCUAUGAAUUUAGACCGCUCGAUCUCUACCGCUAUCUUUGACCGUACGAUCUGUCCCUACUUCGAGAUCCGACCGUCCAAUAUUGGAAUUUGAUUUCAAAAGUAGAGAGGGAGAGAGAGAAAGAAGGAGAAAGGCAUUCGCGUCUUCGUCGUCGCUCUAUAGAUUUCCAGCAUCCGAACAAUAAAAAUCCCAUCUUUAUCUCCCUGCGAUUUAGCCUCUCCGGCCCGCCGCCGCUUCUUGCGGCGGAUCUCCUCCUCUCGACUGUCUCUCGGACUCUGGAGAUUCCCGGAGACUAACUCCCCUCUUUGCCCCCUUUCCAGCUUUGGCUUCUUGGUCUAAGAUGUGUUUGCUCGUUCCGACUUGGGGAGGGUUUUAGAUACUUCGCUAAGGAGUACAAUUGGGAAGGAAUUAUUCGGAGGGAUUGACGAAUUGAUCCUCAGAUCGGCGUUACGAACGCCAAUGGAGCAAAUUGAUCAACCUACGUCAACGCCGCCCGAUGUCCCUCCUAGAAAACUCGUCCGCCAGCUGGAUUUCACGGCCUCGGUCUAUGGUGGAGGUUCCACUUCGGCGACAGUACCGGUGGCCUUUGAUCCGUCGCAGUCGCACUGGCUACCUCUGCACCCGCCGGCUUCUCUGCCCAUGUCGCUUUCGUCAAUUUCUUCGAUUUCUGUAUCCACGGAUCUCUGCAGAAAGCCACAAUCACCCAAGUCAAGACAAGACACGCAACCAGUCUACAAUACUAAAGAGGGUACACCAACUAGAAAGAGGAAUUGCAACUGCAAACAUUCAAAAUGCUUGAAACUGUAUUGUGAAUGUUUUGCAUCUGGAGUUUAUUGUGAUGGCUGCAACUGUACAAACUGCUGUAAUAAUGUUGAGAAUGAAACUGUUAGGCAUGAGGCUGUUGAAGCUAUUCUAGAGCGCAAUCCUAAUGCCUUUAGGCCUAAGAUUGGUAGUAGCCCAUAUGCACUUCGAGAUAAUAGGGAUGAAUCAGUAGAACCUCCUUUGGUAGGACGGCACAAUAAAGGAUGUCACUGUAAGAAAUCUGGGUGCCUCAAGAGAUAUUGUGAGUGUUUUCAAGCCAAUAUUCUCUGCUCUGAUAAUUGCAAAUGUAUGGAUUGUAAGAACUUUGAGGGAAGUGGAGAGAGGAAAGCUCUAUUUCGUGGUGAUCAUGGAAGUGCACUUUACAUGCAACAGACGACCAAUGAUAGACAAAAUGAGGAUAUUGGUGCUCCCUUAUUACUUUCUCCUUCAGCAUCUAAGAAAAGGAAAAAUCAGGACCGAUUAUUUUCUACAUCAUCAAAGGAUCAGCCCGCUAAAAGUCUUGCACCCUUGGUACAGGCUAAGAGGUCUGCACAGCUUCAUUCUUCUACUUCCAUUCCUGUAGCUAGUUCUGUUGCUGCUCCAGUGGCAUCUAAUAAGGUUACAUAUAGGUCUCUUCUGGCAGAUGUAAUCCAACCAGAGCAUGCUAGGGAUCUGUGUAAGGUUUUGGUGGUGAUGUCUGAAGAGGUUGCCAAAAAGAUUGCUGAGAGGCGAGUUCAAGAGUCGGCCGAGCAGGAAGGUCAUGUUGAAAGUUUCCAGCACUCAGAUAAUGACAGCGAUACAAGACAGAAAGAUUCAGCUACGCAGAGCACUUUGGCAGACGAGUGUUCAAAUGGAAUUCCUAUUAACCAACCUAUCACCGAAGAAACUGGGUCUGAAUGUGGGGAAGCAGAAAAGGGAGGAAGGGUUAUGUCUCCUGGAACAUUAGCGCUAUUGUGUGAUGAGCAAGACAUGAUUUUUGCAACGUCUCAAGCUAUUGCCAAAGAUCCAAGAUCCUCCAGCAACCAGAGUACAUCAGAGGUUUAUGCUGAGCAAGAGCGGGCUGUACUGAUUGAGUUCAGAGAAUAUCUCCUUAAGUUAGUCACCUAUGGACGAAGGAAAGUUGCAGAAGAGAAAUACACAUCUUUGUCUUCUCAGUAUGAAAAGCCUUGCCAUAUGGAAUCGGCUCUCAAUGGCAUUGCUACAGCUUCAGUUCCACUAACUGUGGAGAUAGCUCAGACAAGAAAAGUAGGUCUUCCUUAUUCUAAAUAUCCACCACCAGUUGGAUCUCAAAUCAUAGGAAAUGGAGACAUAAAAGCUGAGAUGUAAUCAAUUGGGCAAAGCUAAACAAUGCAUUUCUCAGAGAUAAACGCAUGCCUCAUGGAACAAAACUUAUGUGUGGAUCAGAGUGUGGACUAUGAAAAAUAGAUGCACUUGACGUGAAAAUGAAAGUUGAUAUUGAAGAUAAAAGAGCCACACUGAGUAUUGAAGGAGUGCAUCAGGACAGUGAUGCAUUUACUGGCAUCUUUAGAAUUGUUUAUUUUUUUUAAUCACGAAUUACAGAUUCAAUGAGAUGUAUGUUGUUAAAUUCAAAAAAACAAUCCGGUAUUUAUUCAUAACGAAUAAGAAAACAAGUUGGGUUUAUGAA